AUGUUUGCCUUCCGUACCGCCUUCAUCUUCGCGCUCAUCACUCUCGCAUCCAUCAUGCGAGUAAGCGCGAUUGUGCUACCUCUAAACCGGUACAUGCUGGACGUCAUCCCCGUGGGCAACCCGGACGGCAUCGCUGAUGCGAGCACCAACGUCAAGCCGUCCCACCCGACCACUCCCGACGCCGACGUGCCCGUUGCAGACUCGUCCUCCCCAUCCACCACGGACGAGAACGAAACAACGACCGACGCGGCGUCCAAGGCUGCCAACCUCGCGUCUACCGAGCCGACCGACGCGGAGACCCCCGACAGCGAGUCUGCGUCUCCCGAUGCUUCUUCGAGCGGGUCCGCCGAUGCCUCCGCGCCCGCGCAGACCAACGGCUCCAGCCGCGUUUCCCUGAGCAGCGCGACGGUCCUCGUCGGCUCCGUCGUCGCUGGCAUCCUGCUUUCCGCUUAG
This is a messenger RNA of Epithele typhae, 453 nucleotides long. RefSeq lists its product as uncharacterized. The transcript is spliced from 3 exons. The record is from RefSeq and is a predicted model, not a curated record. The coding region runs from base 1 to 453 and encodes 150 amino acids. NCBI's taxonomy places the organism in Eukaryota, Fungi, Basidiomycota, Agaricomycetes, Polyporales, Epitheliaceae.